Molecule: messenger RNA, 4029 nt
Organism: Hypoxylon fragiforme
Lineage: Eukaryota; Fungi; Ascomycota; Sordariomycetes; Xylariales; Hypoxylaceae
Exons: 3
Coding region: 283-3837 (1184 amino acids)
Biological process (GO): phosphorelay signal transduction system; phosphorylation
Molecular function (GO): phosphorelay sensor kinase activity
Source: RefSeq, a predicted model, not a curated record
GGAGGGAUCUCGACGUCGCGAAGUGCAAAUGGUCAGGUUCAAGUGCCGCCGCUAUCCCACCUCAGCCCAACCUGUGAGGCGAAUUUGACUUCUUCUAACCUGACAAUUUUUGGAUAUCACCUAAAGCUUCAACACACUCCAUAUCCAUCCACCAAUCUAUUACCAUACGUUGUUGUCCGAGACCUCCCAUCUCCUACAACUGUCUUGGCAGUUUUCUUCUUCCUUUUUAGGGGGUUUCUGCUUUUCCUUUCGGCAAGUCUUUGACUAGAUGAUUGCUGGACAAUGGUCGGGUUCUGUGACACCUAUGGUGCCGUGAUGAUUUCCAACCAUGGCCCGGUCCCUUUUCCCCUCGAAGGACACUCGUCUCGCGAUUUACAUGGUCUCCAACCCAGUAGAUCGCCAGCCGAAGAAUUCAAUCAGCCGCACAAGACACCUUCCAACCCUGUGAUCUCACCUAUCCAGAAUUUCUUUGGCCACGUCGACUGGAGCCACUCCGCUAUCGGGCCAGUCGAGAGCUGGACUUCGGAACUACAACAUGCGGCACGCUUCCUCCUGGUCGAUACCACUCCCGCUGUGCUAUUUUGGGGGCCAUCUUCCGCUAUACUCUACAACGAAGCAUACCUUCCAUUACUGGGACAAAGGAACCCAGACGUGAUGGGGAUGGAUGCUAAUCGCAUCUUCACCUCUAUCUGGCAACAGCUAGCUGAGAAGAUAUCGGAACAACGCCGAACGAAGCAAACGGAAUCAUGUCUCGGUACCGUGCUGCUUAUCGAGCAGGAGGACUACAUGCAAGAACGGUACUUUGACUGGAAAGUGAUCCCCAUCACCAACGACCAAGGGGACGUCAUGGGCGCCUACGGCAUACCCUCAGACCGGACCGGAGAGGUCAUAAUAUCGCGACAGAACGUUUGUAUCCACCAGUUAUCCCGUCUUACCGGGAAAACGAAGAACAUGCAAGAGCUCUGGCUUGCCAUGUUAGACGGAUUAAGUUACGACCAAAAAGAUAUCCCCUUUGCACUAUUGUAUUCACUCGAUGAGGAGCUUAGCAUUAAUGCUCCCCCCAGCAAGCCUAACCACCCAUGCCAUUUCGAAGGUGCCAUUGGCCUCGACGAUGACCAUUGCAUUGAACAGGAGUAUAUGGAUCUGGUAUCUGACGUCGAUGGAUUUACGCCGAGCAUGUUGGCGGCAUUGAAAAACGACAAAACAUUGGUCUUAGAAGUCAACGAUCCAUCGAUGCGGCAAUUUCUCUGUGCUAUCGGGUGUAGCGACAGUGACUUACCUUGUAAGCAGUUUGCCAUCGUGCCGUUCCUGGCCGACGACAGCAUCGCCGCAUUCAUGGUGGUUGGAUUGAAUCCAUACAGGAGAUACGACGAGCAGUUCCGGGGAUUCCUGCAUCUCAUAACCGCCUUUGCCUCGCCGCAAAUCAUGAGGACACGGUUAUCGGAGGAGGUGGCCCGUCAUAAUGAGUUGGCGCAAAGGGCACAGCUAGAUCGCAGAAGGAGCGAAAUGAGAUUUUCUCGUUUCGCGGAUCGGUCCAUUGCUGGCCUCGCCAUCACGGACACCGAGGGUAAAAUACUCUACGCGAACGAUGCCUGGUACAAAUUCUCUGGGCUCAGCCCUGCUGACCAGGCGAACUUGAGCUGGUCUGACAGCGUGAUACCAGAGGAUGUUGGUCUGCUUUUGCAGUGGCAGAAAAGAGUGGUGACAGAGAAAAAAGGGGGAACAUUCCAGAUCCACUCCAAGGAACCUUUCCGUCGCGGCCAUGUGUAUUCCGAGUACAGAACCGGUAUAUGUGCUUGCUAUUCUGAUCUGAACGAGCUGGGCGAGGUCGAGAGCGUUAUGAUUCUCACGAUGGACAUUAGCGAGCUGAAGUGGACUGAGCAGCAGCUCAUCUCCCGCUCCAAAGACCUCGAGGAGUCGGAGGAUAAAUGGCGAAAUUAUGCGGAACAUUGCCCCUUCGGUAUUUGCCGUACAGAUGGCGAUGGCUUCAUUUUGUUCGGGAACGAUGCAUGGCGCUCCUUUUUCGGGGUUGGACAAGAACCUGUUACCGAGUGCAAGCCAUGGAUCCCUUGGAUCCACGAGGACUACGCGCAGGAGGUAACGGACUUCUUUGGUCGGUUGCAGACAUACCCUGGCCCCGAGACUAUCGAGUUCCAGCUGGUGGAUAACACUGAGACCAUCUUAGGGGACGAUGCCACUGCCCCCAACGGUGCUUAUGUUCUCUCCACAGGCUUCACUCGGUUUAAAGAAAAUGGUGAGGUUGACUAUAUCGACUUUUGGAUCGUCGACAUUAGUGGGCAGAAGAUGGCAGUUAAGGUAUUAACGGACAAAAUGGAGGAAGCUAUACGAUCGAGAACGCAGCAAGAGCAUUUCAUGGAUAUGAUCAGCCACGAGAUUCGCAAUCCUUUGUCAGCAGUCCUGCAUUGCAGCGAAGAAAUCAUCGAGUCCGUUCGAAAAGGCUCCGAGAAGCUCAAUCUCGUGUUGGAGGAGCCACGCACCCCUGACAUCAGCGAUCCGAUGAAGAAAUAUUUGAAGUCGCAAAUCAGCAAUGUGCUGGAUGCCGCCAACACCAUUGUUUACUGUGUACAGCAUCAAAAGCAAAUCGUUGACGACGUACUGACCAUCUCCAAACUCGACUCGGACUUGCUCAUGGUAUCCCCUAUUCCGAUGCAGCCUAUGGCGCUGGUUCGCCUGUCUCUCAAGAUCUUUAAAGUCGAGCUGAAAAUGACAAACAUCAAUCUUACCAUCGUCGAAGACAGUUCACUUUCGACAUUAGGUAUCGAAUGGGUUCUACUAGACCCAACUCGAUUUCUUCAAAUCGUGAUCAAUCUCGUCACUAACGCUAUAAAGUUCACCAAGCAGUCGAAAGUGAGGGAAAUAGUUGUGACGAUAUCUGCCCAUAACCAUCGACCGUUGGAAGAAGAAUUGGGUGUAGAAUAUGUACCGAAGCGAUAUUCACCUGCCACCCCCGUAUCCGCUACAGGCCAACCUUUGGAUUUCGAAGGCGCAGCGCAGCAAUCGUCAGACAUAUUCCUAUCUUUCACUGUCCAAGACACCGGCAAGGGACUGACGAAUAACGAGAAAGCCCAGGUCUUCGAUCGCUUCGCGCAGGCCUCCCCAAGAACCCAUGUGGAGUACGGCGGGUCAGGCCUCGGACUGUUCAUCUCUCGUCAGAUCACGGAGAUGCUUGACGGCGAGAUAGGCAUGGCCAGCAGCCCCGGCUCGGGCUGCACCUUCGCAUUCUACGUCAAGACCCAGGAAUGCGAAUUCCCCCAGGGCUCGCCCAAGGUCGUGGAACCCCCCCUCAUCCGGCUAACUCGGUCCCUUAGCUUGAAGGCGGACGGGACCGCCGUGACAUCAAACGAGGAGGAAGACCAGACCACGAGUCCCGAGACGCCACCCAAUCUAGAAAGCGCCGGGAUCGAACCUUUGCCGCUCAGGAUCCUUGUCGUCGAGGACAACCUGGUCAACCAGAAGGUCCUGUGCAAGCAGCUGCGCAACCACAACUUUGGCGUCAAGGCCGCGAACCACGGAAGGGAUGCCCUGGACGUGAUGAUCGACAGCAAGAAAAGGGGCAUAUCCUGGAGUCCCUUCGACGUCAUCCUCUGCGACAUCGAGAUGCCCGUCAUGGACGGCAUCGAGUUUACUCGCGAGAUCCGCCGGCUCGAGGCGAAAGGCGAACUUGUUGGCCAUAUUCCUAUCUUGGGCGUUACGGCCAACGUGAGGAGUAAGCAGGUUAGCGAUGCUAUCGAGGUUGGCAUGGAUGGCGUGACGACGAAACCAUACCAUAUCAACGAGCUUAUAGCGAAUAUUGGUGACCUUUGUGCGAAACAUUAGUUAGUUAACGGGUGUUUUUUUUUUCUGUGUUUGUGUGUUUUGAAUAAGGGGCUAGGCAGGUACCUUACCUGCUAUGCAGAAAAGGUAUCGAAAUCAGACAGUUGGCUUGUCUGAAGGCGUUGGCUUGGAAUUCUUCGGGAGGGAUCUCUGACGGUAGGUACAUACCUGGGGACGGGCUGGGCAGGUAAAUCG